Candida tropicalis MYA-3404 is the source of this 957-nucleotide messenger RNA. RefSeq lists its product as uncharacterized. NCBI's taxonomy places the organism in Eukaryota, Fungi, Ascomycota, Pichiomycetes, Serinales, Debaryomycetaceae. The transcript has a single exon. The record is from RefSeq and is a predicted model, not a curated record. The coding region runs from base 1 to 957 and encodes 318 amino acids.
AUGAAAUUCUUAUCAAUUGCUUCUCUUUUAACUUUAUCUUCAUCUGCCUUAGCUGCUAUUAGACAAGUCCAAUUGUUUGCUCAAUCAGAUAACGAAGAAAUCAACACUUUUGGUCUUUCUUCUAUUCAUGAGGGUGCUGGUAUUAACUAUUUCUUUUUAGCUGCCCCAGGUACUGCUCAAACUUUACAAUUUGAUGAUGAAACCAAUAAUAUUUUUGCUGAAUUGGGUUCUACUCCACCAGCCAGACAAUAUUUUGUUAUUUCUGGAAAUAUUCUUCAACUCAGUGUUGCUGGUGAACCAUUGAAUGUUCAAAUUGCUGAUGAUGGUUUGGUUUCUUUCCCAGGUUCUGAAUCUAUUGCUGCUGCUAAAAACAUUAACGAUCCUUACAGAUACUCUGAAGAACAAUUUGCUGUUGUUACUAAUGGUGCUGAAGGAUCAAUUCCAUUCAAGAUUGUUGCAAAAUUCGUUGAUGAAAAACCAAAAGAAACUGAAAGUUCUUCUGCUAUUACCAUCCCAGAAAGUUCAUCUGUUGUUCCAACUCCAGAAAGUUCAUCUAUUGUUACAACUGAAGAAACUACUAUUGUUCCACCAUCCGAAGAAACAGCUGCUUACAACAACAAGACUACCGUUACUGUUUACACCACUUACUGCCCAGAAUCAACUACUUUGACUCUUACUGUUUGUGAUAAGAAAUGUAAACCAACCGAAAUUCCAACUUCCGGUUCUGUCAGCAUUCCAGAUGUUCUCAUUCUGACUACUACUGAAACUAAGACUACUUUACAAACUAUCACUAAAGCUCCAGUUCCAACUUCUGCUCCAGUUACUAGUAUCCACCAUAACUCUACUUCCACCUUUUUCACUCCAGUUGCUACUGUCACUUCAUAUGAGGGUGCUGGUAAUAUGAUCACCGGCUCCUUUGCUAUUGGUGUCGCUGCUAUUGUUGGUAUGAUUUUGUAA